Messenger RNA from Penicillium brevicompactum, 2226 nucleotides. RefSeq lists its product as uncharacterized. Gene Ontology annotation, biological process: cinnamic acid catabolic process; ferulate metabolic process; carbohydrate metabolic process. Lineage: Eukaryota; Fungi; Ascomycota; Eurotiomycetes; Eurotiales; Aspergillaceae. Gene Ontology annotation, cellular component: cytoplasm. Bases 1 to 2226 code for a protein of 741 amino acids. The transcript has 2 exons. Gene Ontology annotation, molecular function: carboxy-lyase activity. The record is from RefSeq and is a predicted model, not a curated record.
AUGAACUUCAUUGUAUUUCUUGUGCAUCUGCUAUUCCUCCACUUGGGAGUUACUGCUAUGCCCCAGGAGCCAGGAGCCUGGGGAAAUGGCCCACAGAAUGUGGCUUACUGGGGCCAGGAUGGCCACGUCCGCGACCUGGCCAGUUACUGCAACUCCAACUCUGGACUUGAUAUCAUUGUUCUAUCCUUCCUGUACGAGUAUGGUAACGGAAAGACCAUUGCUUCCGGCACCAUCGGUACCCAAUGCUACAUCUCCCCCAGUGGCGACCCUCAAAACUGUGGAGGUCUAGCCUCCGCCAUCGAAACCUGCAAACGAAAUGGAAUCAAAGUCAUUUUGUCACUUGGUGGUGCUUCCGGGGCAUACGCUUUAUCUUCUCAAGCAGAGGCAGAGGCUAUUGGUCAACAUUUGUGGGAGGCAUACGGCAACACAGGCGGCUCCAACACCCCGAGGCCUUUCGGCUCAACAUUUGUCAACGGAUGGGACUUCGAUAUCGAGGCCUGGACGGGAAACAACUACUACCCAUACCUCAUUGCCAAGCUGCGCUCCAACUUUGCCUCUGAUUCCUCCAACCGGUACUACAUCACUGGCGCUCCGCAAUGUCCCAUCCCUGAGCCCUUCAUGCAAGUGAUCAUCCAGAACUCAGUCUUCGACUACCUCUGGGUUCAGUUUUACAACAACCCAUACUGUUCGAAUGGAGGGUACAUCAACUUUGACGCGUGGGUUAACAACAUCGCUGGAACGCCGUCUGCAAACGCCAAAAUCUUCCUCGGGGUUCCAGCCGCACCCCUCGCCUCUACUGGUACCAUGUCUGGCGCACGUUACUAUCUCGACCCUAACGCUUUGGCUUCGCUUGUGAAUCAACACAGGGACAAUUAUGCUUUUGAAGGCGUGAUGAUAUGGUCUGCUGGGUGGUCGGACACUAACGUCAACAACGGCUGCACUUAUGCUCAGCAGGCUAAGCAUAUCUUGACCACUGAGGAGAAAGCUCCCUUAUUCGAGAACAUCACUGGCCGGAUAGGAAAGGGGCUGUUCCGUGUCCUCGGUGCACCCGUUGGAUUAAGCCGGGUCCCUGGCCAAAGACUUGGCCGGAUUGCCAAAAGCUUAGGGCUGUCUUCCUCUGCGACAGGCAAAGGCAUCAUCGACAAGAUCAAUGAAGCCAAGAAUCUCCAGCCUUUGCCUCCCAACGAAGUCGCAUCUGGACCAGUGAAAGAGUACAAGCUGUUUGGCGAUGAGAUUGAUCUGACCACCCUCCCAACACCAUUGCUGCACCAACAUGAUGGCGGGAAGUUUAUCGAGACCUUCGGCAUGCAUAUUGUGCAGAAGCCCGAUGGAACCUGGACCAACUGGUCAAUCACUCGAGCUAUGGUUCAUGGCAAGCAAACCCUGGUUGGACCUAUCAUUCCAAAGCAAGAUAUCGGUGUGAUCUUCCAGGAGUGGAAAGAUCUCGGAAAGGAUAUGCCAUGGGCACUUUGUUUUGGUGUCCCACCUGCGGCGAUCAUGGUGGGUGGUAUGCCGAUCCCCAAGGGGGAGGAUGAGGCUGGAUACAUCGGCGCUCUGAUUGGCAAGCCCAUUGACGUGGUUAAAUGCGAAACCAACAAUCUUCUCGUUCCUGCCAAUGCGGAGAUUGUGAUGGAGGGCUUCGCUUCGAUAUCCGAGACCGCACCUGAAGGCCCGAUGAUGGAGUAUCAUGGCCUGGUGUAUCCGGGACGCGCCAAGGAGUGUCCUAUUUUCAAAGUCAACGCCAUCACCUACCGUGAAGAUCCAAUCUUGCCAAUCUGCAUCACUGGAAGGGCCACCGAAGAGAGUCACACUGUGUGGGCGGUGAUGAUUGCAGCUGAAGUGCUGAAUAUUUGCCAGAAUGCUGGCCUGCCGAUCCAGAUGGUCUGGUGUCCCUUCGAGUCACAUGCUCACUGGCUUGCCAUUCAAGUCGACCGCAAGGAAUUGCUGAAGCUGAAAACUGAUAUGAAUGAGUUCUGUGUCAAGUUGGGCCACAUUGUAUUCGGCUCAAAGCCUGGGUGGUACAUACCGAAGGUGUUCCUGGUUGGUGAGGACAUUGACCCCACUGACCUCCGGGACCUCCUUUGGGCAGAAGCCACUCGCUGUGAGCCCGGGACUAGCGAGUUCCUCUUCGACGAGUACGGCAAUAUCCCCCUGAUUCCUUGCCCACGGUACAAAGCCGGCUCGCAACAACAAGAAAGUGGUGAAAUGCUGUAUGCUCCCGUGUGA